CGUCUUCUGUAGGGCCUCGUGCAGGUUUCGUUCCAUCAAGGCGCAUAAUUCGACGUAGAGCGCUUGGUCAAGUUGGAAAGAGGAUUGAUCAAUCGAUCGAGAGAUAGAAGAGACGGCUGUGAGCGCGCGGUCAGCAGCAGAGAGGUCAUUAAAGGAGCUGUGCAGCAGCGUGCCGCAGGAUUAUUCUGUCAAUGCAAACAGGACUCUCGUAUUUGUGGAAUAUCGCGAGGCAAGCAAUAUACAUAUAGUGUCUAUUUUCGCUUUGGAAAGCCUUCGAACAGACGACACAGCACCGCGCACGUUGGCAACACUGGAGUUGAGAGGCCCUCUCUCCCUCUCCUCUCCCAUCUCUCGUCAGCUGUUGGCGCGUUUGCCAAGAAUCGAGCGCGCGCAAGUGUGUACUGUGUCCCUUGGCAGCCGAGGCGGCGGGUCGUCGAUCCGUAGGGAUUUGCUGUGUGUGUGGGAUGCUCUCUAGAUUUCUUCAAACUGCGUGAUACAUCUUCAUUUUUUACCUUUGCAACAGUGUUUCCCCAUGGAAUUUUGACAAUACCAGCAAAGAAUCGAUCAUGUCUAAGAAGAACCUAAAAUCCUCUAGACCUAAAAGGUCCAGGAGCAUAAUCGAGCCCAAUAUACUAAGGAGAAAACGUCGGACCGGACCUACCAUUGAGGAAUACUUAGUACCACUGGAUGAGAGCACAGAUGGUGGCCGUUCCUUGCUUGAUGAUUCUUUUGAAUCAGAAGCUGGAUCAGUGGAAACACAAACACCAAAAAACUAUAGCCACUUCAGAGGCAUUCACUGCCUGCCAACACCCGAGUCGUCCUCCACUAGAGCAUCGCCAUUGCCACAGAUUCCUUGGGCUGACCCAGAGAACGUAUGGGGACUGAUGGUGCGCAAGGACGUCAUCUACGAGCAUAGUGCAGCGGUUCUAAAUCAACACCCAGCGUUGCAGCCAAGGAUGCGCACUAUACUACUUGAUUGGCUAAUCGAGGUUUGUGAGGUGUACAGGCUACACAGAGACACCUACUACCUGGCACAGGAUUUUGUUGACCGUUACCUUACAAAGUCAUCUGAUCUCCCCAAGAGCCAACUUCAGCUGCUUGGUAUCACAGCGCUAUUCCUUGCUGCAAAGAUGGAGGAAAUCUACCCACCAAAACUGACAGAGUUUGCAUACGUCACUGAUGGUGCAUGUCAGGAGAGUGAAAUUCUUGACAAAGAACUCUCUAUUCUCACAGCACUAAACUGGGACCUCACUCCAGUUACAGUGAAUGGCUGGCUCAAUGUGUACCUCCAGGUUGCAGCUGAUAUUGAGAGGAGAGAGUCUGGGAAUGAAGAAGAAAACUUCCUCCACCCAAGGUUUUCCACCUGUGCUUUUGCAAGAGUAGCACAGUUGGUGGAUCUAUGCAUGCUGGACAUAGAGUGUCUCCAAUUCCCAUACAGUAUUGUAGCAGCCACAGCACUACAUCACAUGAUGACGCCGGCUAUUGCGUCGGCUGUUUCAGGUUACAAGACAGUACACCUGCUGGAAUGCAUAGAAUGGAUGGCCCCAUUUGCAGCCGUUGCUCACGAAGAGCUCAAGCACGGGACUCGUCCACAAACUAGGGACAGUCACGAGAUCCAAGUGCAUCAUGUCAACAUCCAGUUAUUGGACAAAGCCUUGUGCCUGAAGAAGGAGUACGGCAGGAACAGCACACCACCGAAGCGAGACAAGACCAUUUCCAGUGGCUUGGGUCUACUAACUCCUCCUCCACCUGAAUAGUAUUCGAUUUUUGGUUCAUGAAUGCCAAUACAUGUGCAACAAGGUUUUUGUGUCUGGUAGUGGCACAGGGUACUGGGCCUGGCCAUGAGACAAGGGGCAUUUGAACUUUUCUAGUCUUGUAGCCUUGGAACUAUUGUGUAUUGCUACGGUACAUGUCAUACAAUGGGCUACAAUUCGCAGUGACUGUGUCAGUCAUUAUUUUGAUACAGCAAGGGGGUGUAGGGAUACGGAAGCAAAUGGGAUGGUACUUGUUUUUACGUGUCAGUUGUGUACACCACAUGUGCCGCUGGCAGUACAUAUUGCACAUCCACAGCUUGAACACUAUUAUUCAGGAAUUAAGUACAUACAUAUAUCUCAAAUGUGCAUGCUUAGUUAAAGCCAGGUACAUAUAGGUGUAACAUUUUUGUGGGCUUCACGAGUGCACUAUUAUUCGAAAGGUGCUAUGAACUCUAUCUUUUCUUUUAUGCUUUUAAGUGGUAGUCUACAAAUGAUUUUAAAGUAAGCAUACUGCAGCUGUAGAUGAUUUUAGUUUGUGAAGACAAAUUUUAUACUCUGGGUUGGAAUAAAUUGAUACCUCCUAUGUUAUAGGGUAUUUGUUAGCCAUCAGCUGUAUUUCACACACACACACAAAAAGAAGGGGGGGAUGAGAGAAAAACAAUUUACCCCAUACCUGCUCACAUAACUCCACUUUAUAGGCCACAAUCUUUCAGGACAUCUUAGCUUAGGUGAAAGAAAGGCAGUUCUUAAUGUUUAAUUCCCUAAUACAAAAGGCUAGCAGUUGUUGCCCAUGCUGCUUGUUGCAUGAAUCAAAAUGUGUUUUAAUGCUGUUUCUUAACUUCCCAAGAGAGCAUUGCACUCGGUCUCAUUUUCAAGCACAUAUGCGAGUGCUUUUAAUGUUAAGCGACGUUCAAACCUCUUAGAACAGUAUAUCUAUGUCUACAUAGUUUUUUCAGUGAUGAAAGAAGUGAAGAAACAUUUCUUUUCGUGGUCGAAGUUAUUGUAUCUUCACUCUGCAAAUCUUUUAUUGCUGUCUAGAUAGUGUUUUAUUCCUCUUCAUUGAAAAUAUCAGACAUAAGGCUGAAAAUUAAAAGUGCUCUGUUAAAUCACACAAGUUUGCCACCAGUCAGUUCAUUGUAGAACUACUUGCAUUCAUAGGAGGCAUUAUGUCGACAACAGUCCAAUAUAUGCAUGUUUUCCCUAUCCAGUCAAGUUAACACCGCGGAGAAGUUCCAGUAUCUCCCAAAACAGAUGCAGAUACAAAACAAUAUCUGGAUGCAGUGUGAUUUGUUAUUAAAGCAGAAUUGCAACAGAAUCUGCAUCAGGCAACAAAAGUAGUUGUGCGAUGUCCUGCUGGCUGCACGUUAAUGUGAAGUAACUCUUAAUUUGUCAGUACCAUACCAGUAGACCAUUACUAUGUUUGACUAUUGGACAGUGUCCCUAUUUGACGUGCCCAACUAGUGCAGCCAGUACAGAAUGCGCUCUAUUUAGACGUGAUAGGAACUACGAUCUUGUCAUGAGUCGCACAAAGUGCCACUGUCUCAAGAACCAAUCAUGUAGUGUUGCGAUGCUCUUUCUACUUUAGUUGGAGGGCGUGGCAAAAUUGCUUCUGAAUGCAUUCUUUUGAUGUGCUAGCUUCAUAUUUUUUGUGACUAUGGUAUGUUUUAAUGCCAGAACACUACUUUUAUGGGUGCAUCUUAUACUAUAUGUAUUUAUUUUAUGUGAGCUGUGUCACUUUUAUGACAUUUUAACUUUACUGUAAAUGUGUGGGAGAUGAGGGGCACAAAGUUCUCAAAAUGACUCUUAAAACUGUGUGUACUGCCUUCACAUGAUUGUAUGCUUGCUGUCAGUGUAACAGGUUUAAAGCACUGCAGUCAGUUAUCUGAGAGGAACCUCCACCAGAGACAUUUGUUCUGCAUAUUAAAUCAGCAAGAAGUACACAUAACCAGUUUGUAUGUGCUCUAGCCAGAUGUUCAAAGAUCUCCAUCUGCACGUUUCAUUGUUAAUGUGCACCAUGAAUUUCUUCAAAUUUUGUUGUACAGAGUUGCAUGGCACUUGUUGCACGUGUGCUGUUGAGUGUAGUAUUUUCCCCUUUAUUGUUGGGAACAAAAAUAGACAGAUUUUUCUUCUUGCUCAGGAUAGACAAGGUUUAAACCUGAAGUACAAAUAUAUAUAUAUAUAUAUUCCUGUCUCACAAAAGCCCACAUCAUCAACAGACUGUUUUAUGGUGCAAUAACAGUUUCUCGUGUUGAGUGAAUGGAGAAUAUAUAUCAAAGCAAUGCCAUAUGCCAUUUAAAAGCCUUUGUCUGAGGCAUGUGUACAUGAGUGAAUGGAAAAAGCAGUGUCAUUCCUUCAGAUGUUGGUGAAAAAGAGAAUGUGCACCACUUUGCAGUUCAGCAUUUCCAUCCCACUAGCUUGUAGUUUGGCUGGCUUUGGUACUUCUGCUCAUGACAUGCUGUAACCUUUCGUAGUGAAAAGUGGAGUAGUUUAUGAAUUAUAUUAAACAUUCAUAGAAGGCUGUGUCAUGGAAAGUGCCAGUACAAUGGAUUUUUAUUAUUUCUGUUCUCUAACAUUGAUCCUGUAGGUGUCUGUAAAUAUACUGUGAUCUCUAAGAUGACAACUUUUUCUUUUACUUAGAAUGCCAUACUGGUCUUCCAGUGUUUUUACACUGAAUGCUUCAAUGCUUUCUAAUGUCAGUCUUUGGUAUUUUGGGGACCAAUUGUUAUGUGGAUGCUGUGAAGAUUCCAAUUCCUCUUCCCAGUCUCUUGCACAUGGCAGUUCAUUGAUGCUGUUGAACACAAUUCUAUGUAAAGUUUCCUUAUUAAAGAUGCAGUCACACAAUGUA
Ornithodoros turicata is the source of this 4599-nucleotide messenger RNA. Its product is annotated as G1/S-specific cyclin-E-like. The transcript is spliced from 13 exons. The coding region runs from base 567 to 1757 and encodes 396 amino acids. Gene Ontology annotation, molecular function: cyclin-dependent protein serine/threonine kinase regulator activity. Gene Ontology annotation, biological process: regulation of cyclin-dependent protein serine/threonine kinase activity; G1/S transition of mitotic cell cycle. The record is from RefSeq and is a predicted model, not a curated record. Gene Ontology annotation, cellular component: cytoplasm; nucleus; cyclin E1-CDK2 complex. NCBI's taxonomy places the organism in Eukaryota, Metazoa, Arthropoda, Arachnida, Ixodida, Argasidae.